AUGGUAGACGUCUCUAGCCCCGACCUGCGGGAGGAUACAACCCUACCUGCGGCCCCCGAGGCCCCCGCGUCCAACCAGCCCAUUGCGCAAGCACAACCUGCAGAGCCCCCACAGAAGCAGCAAGCCGAUCACGACGACGAUGACGACGAUGACUCUGACUUGGACGAAUUGGAUGACGUUCUAGAUGACUUCUCCAAACCUAAGCCUGCCCCCGCGCAGCCCGCCCCAGCACCAGCCCCCGCACCAGCGGCAGCCGAGGCCUCACUGGGCGAUUUCGACGAAGAUGCCUUCCUGAAGCAGCUCGAACAAGACAUGGCCAACAUGAUGUCCAACCCGGGCGCAAUGCCAUUCGGCGCAGGCGCCGACCCUAACAUGGCAGCCUCGGUAGAACAAGGCGCCGACGCCUUCGCCAAAGAGCUCGGCGAUAGCGGGAUCCCGCCAGGCGACUUCUUGAAACAAUUGCUGGCUGAUAUGAUGGCCGAGGAGGGCGGGAAUGCCGAGGCCGGUGCAGCGCCGCCUAGUAACCCCACACCUGCUGCGCGUGCACCAGCCGAUACUGGCGCAUCAGGCUCCAGUGCCGAGCAGCCCAAUGAGUCUUUUAAUGAUGCGAUUCAACGGACCAUGGAGCGCAUGAAGAACUCUGGUGAUCGGGCUACGGAGGCGGCGACGGAAGACGAUGGGUUGUCGGAUGAUAUGCUUGCUCAGUUGCUUAAGGCUGUUGAGGCUGGGGCUGCGGGCGGUGACGAGGGUGAUUUGUCGAAGAUGUUUAUGGGCAUGAUGGAGCAGCUGUCUAAUAAGGAGAUGCUGUAUGAGCCUAUGAAGGAGCUGGAUGAUAAGUUUGGUCCUUGGAUCGAGAAGAAUAAGACGGGUGGGAAGGUUUCUGUUGAGGAUAUGACGCGGUAUGAGACGCAGGCCAAGGUUGUGGGGCAGAUUGUGAAGAAGUUUGAGGAGGCGGGAUACUCGGAUGAUGAUCCGAAGUGUAGGGAGUAUGUGUGGGAGCGGAUGCAAGAGAUGCAAGCUGCCGGUAGUCCGCCAGAGGAGCUGAUCUCGAAUCCACUCAUGGAUAUGGGUGAUAUGGGAAAUGCUGGAGCUGCAGCUGCAGCUGGAGGAGUCCCUGAAUGUCCGCAGCAAUAG
Penicillium verhagenii is the source of this 1134-nucleotide messenger RNA. It is a transcript of the gene pex19, whose product is annotated as putative peroxisomal membrane protein receptor Pex19. The transcript has 3 exons. Gene Ontology annotation, biological process: protein import into peroxisome membrane. NCBI's taxonomy places the organism in Eukaryota, Fungi, Ascomycota, Eurotiomycetes, Eurotiales, Aspergillaceae. Gene Ontology annotation, cellular component: peroxisomal membrane; peroxisome. The record is from RefSeq and is a predicted model, not a curated record. The coding region runs from base 1 to 1134 and encodes 377 amino acids.